AUGGGCCGACUGCUGAACUACAGCUCUCCAAAAAUCACAGACAUCAACGUUCCCACCCGACAAGCCUUCCUGCUUCACAUCCUCAACCGCACACAUCUGUCACUGACGGUGCACCUCACGGCACUGCUGUAUCUCAAGCGGCUCAAGGACAAAUACCCGCAUUGCACAGGCUCCUUCGUCUCGGGCCACCGGCUUCUGCUAGCGGCGCUGAUAGCAGCCGCCAAAUACCUCACCGACGACACCUUCGACAACAGGGCCUGGGCAUCCGUCUCAUCCGGGCUGUUCACAUUCGAGGAUGUCAACGCCAUGGAGGUUGAGUUCAUGGGCUACAUGGAUUACCGCCUGUACAUC
Polychytrium aggregatum is the source of this 351-nucleotide messenger RNA. RefSeq lists its product as uncharacterized. The annotation marks the transcript as partial. Gene Ontology annotation, biological process: regulation of cyclin-dependent protein serine/threonine kinase activity. Gene Ontology annotation, cellular component: cyclin-dependent protein kinase holoenzyme complex; nucleus. Gene Ontology annotation, molecular function: protein kinase binding; cyclin-dependent protein serine/threonine kinase regulator activity. Lineage: Eukaryota; Fungi; Chytridiomycota; Chytridiomycetes; Polychytriales. The transcript has a single exon. The record is from RefSeq and is a predicted model, not a curated record.